Molecule: messenger RNA, 1776 nt
Organism: Cryptomeria japonica (Japanese cedar)
Lineage: Eukaryota; Viridiplantae; Streptophyta; Pinopsida; Cupressales; Cupressaceae
Product: cytochrome P450 720B2-like
Exons: 9
Coding region: 1-1488 (495 amino acids)
Biological process (GO): multicellular organism development; brassinosteroid biosynthetic process; sterol metabolic process
Molecular function (GO): iron ion binding; oxidoreductase activity, acting on paired donors, with incorporation or reduction of molecular oxygen; monooxygenase activity
Source: RefSeq, a predicted model, not a curated record
AUGGGGAAAGAGCAAAUGUUUAUGGCACUCUAUUCUUUUUCUCAGAGCAAUGUCUUUUUAACUGGAUUUGUACUUGGUGCAGUGUGGAUAGUAUCAAGACUAUGGACCAGAUGCAGAAGCAAUAAAAUAAGUUCCUGUAAAUUACCACCAGGAUCUAAUGGAUGGCCUUUCAUUGGAGAAAACAUCACUUUUUUUAAAGCUAUCAAUUCUACUACUAAUCAUCCACGUCAAUUUUCUAUAGAUCGAGAGAAAAGGUAUGGGCCAGUGUUUAGAUCUAAUUUGUUUGGAAGUGCAAAAACAAUUGUAUCAGUGGAUGCAGAGUUUAAUAAAUAUGUGCUUCAAAAUGAGGGAAGGUUGUUCCAAGCCAAAUACCCCUCUAGUAACAACAAUCUAGUAGGCAAAUAUGGCAUGGUCACUGUCCAUGGGGAACUCCAAAGGAAGCUCCAUGCAACAGCUGUUAACUUAUUGAAGGCUGAGAAGAUGAGUUCUGAUUUCAUGGAUGACAUCCAAAAUGCCUUGUCCACAGCAAUGGAAAAAUGGGCAGACAUGAAAGACAUCCAUCUUCAACAUGAGUGUCACAAGAUUGUUUUAAACUUGAUGGCAAAAAAAUUGUUGGACUUAACUCCUUCACAAGAAAUGGAUGGAAUUUACAAGGCUUUUAAGGAUUUUGCCAGGGCUCUUGUUUGCCUUCCAAUCAAUAUCCCAGGAUCCACUUACUAUAAAGGAAUGAAGGCAAGAAAUGUUAUCAUAAGAACAAUCCAUGAGUGUAUAAAGGAAAGAAGGGAGCAUCCAGAAGUGGAGCGAAAUGAUCUCUUAACCAAACUUUUGAAGGAUGGAUCUCUUUCUGAUGAAAUAAUUGCAGAUUUCUUAGUGUUUUUCCUAUUUGCAGGAUUUGAAACUUCAUCCACAGCCAUGGCAUUUUCUAUAAUGUUUCUCACUCAGAAUCGACAAGCACUCCAAGAACUCACAGAUGAACAUUUUUCUCUGUUAAAGUCCAAAGGCAAUGAAAAGAUAACAUGGGAAGACUACAUGUCAAUGAAAUUCACUCAUUGUGUAAUAAAAGAAACUCUUCGGCUUGGUAAUGUUGCUCCACUACUUCCUAGAGAAGCUAAACAAGAUAUAAAAAUAAAAGACUUUGUGAUACCCAAAGGAUGGUCGAUUCUUGUUUUCUUGAAUGCCACCCAUUUGGAUGAAAAGUACUACCAUGAAGCUCUUACAUUCAACCCAUGGCGUUGGCAAAAUGAGGGCCAUGAGCUAUCUGACAAAGCAUGCUUUAUGCCAUUUGGUAAAGGUGGGAGGCUAUGCCCAGGAUAUCAUUUAGCUAGAUUAGAAAUUGCUCUUUUCAUCCACAACUUCAUUACAAAAUUCAGAUGGGAGAAGUUAGAAGAUGAUCAUAUAAGCUAUUUUCCUGCUCCUACAUUAGUGAAGGGUCUUCCGAUUCAUGUUUAUCCAAAUUCUCUCCAAUAUAUGGAUGGCAAGAUGGGAUGAAAGAAGUUCUUACAUGAUUCUUGUGAGGCCUCACCAAUAUAUACACAUAAAUACUUCAUACUAUGGAUGCUACCUCGAGAUACUCUACUUGAUUAUGAUGAUUGGGAUGUUUAGUGAUGAUUGGUCUUGAUUAAAAAUAUGUUUCUAGAAUCUUAUAUACUUAAGGUAAAAUUGGAAGUCCAAUGUGAUUUAGUUUAUAUCUAGUAUUAAUUUAGAAUGAGAAAAUAUUCUUAAAGGGAUAUAGUAUAGUGAUUUUAUCUAUGUUGAAUGAAGUGGAUGGAAAUGCUA